GCUCCUGAAGGUGACAAGUACAAGGUUGCACGAACGUGGGGCCGUAUCAAUAUUGUUACUCGGAAAUGGUUUGAUCAGUCCAUGGCCAGAAAAGGAUGUUUUAAUGAGGAGCUGUACCCUGUUGGUAGCGUUUCUGGAACUUCAAAUAAAUUGACAAGGGGUUGCUUGACUGCUCACAAUAGCCAAGAAAAGGAUAUUGGGAACUUGGAAGCUGUACCGUCCUCAUUUCUUACCGAUUCAAAAUUCACAGCAGUUGCUGGUUCUGGGUUUUCAGACAUGGAUGUUGAAGUUACUCUUUCACAGAGCACGUCUAUGUUUUUAGAUGCUUCUAAUUUUAUAAAUGAGGUUGAUGUUGAAGUGCCAGUCACGAUGGGAAGGAAUGAAGAAACACUUAAUUGUCUUGCAAAUGACUUUUAGUCUGAAGAAAACGACCUAUAUUUGUCAGCAUGUAGAAUAAAAGUUGUUGGGUUUGAAGCUUCUGAGAUGCGGAAGAUUGUAAAUAUGAUUCUCAGAGGUGGAGGCUCCCGAUACAUGGUUUUCAAUGACAAAUUAACACACAUAAUAGUUGGAGAUUCGUCAGAAAUGGAGAAAAAGGAGGUUAGAGAUAUUGCUACUUCAGGAGUUGUUCAUGUGGUUAGAUCCAACUGGCUUGAAGAGUGUGACCGUCAGAAGAAGGAGAUCCCUAUUCUUGGUAGACACAUGGCAUAUGAUGAACUUAUUCCUAAAGCAUCUAGUAAAAUGAGCACCAUUGUUAUGGAUCAAAAUAAAGUUCCAAAUGUUCAUCCAAUCGUGCCAUCAAAUGUGUCAGAAGGAAAUAUUCAUGUUAGCAUUGGAAAGACGUCAAUAGCAGUGGAAAGAAUUGAAGAAAAAAGUGAAACAAAAGUGAAUGGAGACAGGAAAAUGAAAUUAUCCAGAAAAGCCAACAAUUCAUCGGUUCGAUCAUGUUUAGAGGAUGGAUGUUUGUGGGAUACCAAUGGGCACAUUUUCUAUUCUCCUCUUCCUUGCUGUGUCCCUUUGCCUGGAUUUGAAAACAUACGGUUUUGUGUUUCACAAUAUGAUGACAAAGACAGAGUAUUGUUAAGAAAUCUGUGUUUUGUACUUGGGGCCAAGUUUGUGGAGAAGCUGACAAAGAAGGUAACCCAUCUAAUAUGCAAGUUCACCGAUGGGACAAAGUAUGAGGCUGCUUGUAAAUGGGGGAAACAAUGCAUUACAGCUGAAUGGAUAUAUGAGUGUGUCAGCCAGAGAAAGAUUGUCUCUCUUGAUUUGUAUCGCCCAAAAGAAGUUAAAGCUCAAGACAGAGCGACAGGCUUAUGCACUGUCAGCCAAUUUCCUACUCAAGCUGCCCCAAUGAUAGCCAAUGAAAGCAUAUCCCAGUUUCCUAUCCAUUCUGCCAUUCCGAGAGACCAAUCAGCUGGAACUAACAGUAGCUUUAUAGGAGCAGCUGAACGAAUAAGUUCUACGAAGAAAAGCGCAAGUUCUUUGACGAAGCCAUAGAAAAGCAUUCACUUUUGUUGGAAACAGAUCCACUCAAUCUGACUGCAUUUUGAAUUCCACAAAACAAACUACAUCAAAUUCUUCUGUAGUAACUUCACACGUUCCUGAUGUCGCUUCCGCAAUUGAGGACUUGUUGGAGCAGACAACUAAG
Molecule: messenger RNA, 1645 nt
Organism: Cucumis sativus (cucumber)
Lineage: Eukaryota; Viridiplantae; Streptophyta; Magnoliopsida; Cucurbitales; Cucurbitaceae
Product: DNA topoisomerase 2-binding protein 1-A-like
Biological process (GO): mitotic G2 DNA damage checkpoint signaling; mitotic DNA replication checkpoint signaling; DNA replication initiation
Source: RefSeq, a predicted model, not a curated record